AAAAAGGAAUUUCAGAUGUUAGGACUUUUAGCUGUGUCUCUGUUGGGCGUGGCCGCGUUUGACCUAUCGGAGUCGAGCGUCAAGCAACCAAUCAACGAGCCGGAAGUGGUUGUACAACUGAAGUACGACGGGGGAGAAUUGGACCGGAUAUACUUGACGCAGUUUCGCAAGGAUCAGAGAAUCCCGGCAGUUCCCGCGAGACCGACCGUGUGUGCGGAUCUGUGCCAUUCAGGACUCGGCGGCGAAGCAUGCGGAUCUGCCUGCAGCGAGCUGAUGCCGGUGGGGCUCAAGUAUGCUUUGAAGAGUGGAAACGUUAGCAGUGAGCAGUUCGGGGAACCCAGAGUUGCCGUUUGCCCUGUCCUUUGUGAGAAUCAGCUCGGGGAGCCACUUUGCGCGUGUUCGGACCUAACGAAGCACCUAACAAACUGGACCAUGGUCUGCCAUGCAUUCUGUGACACCGACGCCUACACUCUUAAUGGGUGUCCGGCAUGUGAAAACAGUUCAGCACUGCCACAGCCACUUCAAGUAAACACCGCUCUGCAUGUGCGCUUGGACACUAGUGAAGGCUGGCAGGCCUGGUGCAACGUGCAAUGCCGUCAGGGACAGGGCGGCGCUGCUUGUAACUGCGACCGGACGCCGUUUUAAGCCAGUAUGACGCGGAACGCCAACGGAAGUUAUCAAUCAAUCAUUUGCCGAAAAGAUCUGACCUCUUCUGCAUUUUAACAUAACAGGAUAAAUAACAAAUUAUUAAAACAUCUUUAGCAAUGACGUAUUUUAUGUUUUUACGGAAAAUCAAUCUUAAUAUUUUAUUUAGUGUAACGUGUUGAUUUGAUAACUUCAGAUAAAAUGAAAUAUGUUUAACGGUAGUGUCGCCGAGGCCAAGCUAUGCUUUUCGUUAUAAUUAAUUAUAAUUUCGCUAAUUAUAUACAUAAAUGUUAAUACAUGACCAGAUUUCGUUGACAUGGCUAGUUGGUCGUAAGCUAAUGAUUUUACAUUCCUUUGAUAAUCAGAAAUUAAAUGUAAUAAUAUAUGUGUAUAGCACUUUAUAACUAAUUCGACAUAUCAAUAAGAAUAUAUAUUCAAAAUAGUUUUAAGCUGUACAUAUGAGAUACUGUGCAAAAGACAAUACACAAUUAGCAUUAGAAUUAAAUACAAAAAUAAUUUGUAUUUUAGUUUUAGUUAUUAUGUUUAUUAAAUUUUAUUUGUCACUUUUCUUUUUUUUUGUUGAAACCUACCAGUCAAUUAUUAAAUGAGGACAUAAUGUGACGUCGGGUUGAUAAUAGACAAGAGACCAUCUCAGAUGCAGUUCUUUCAUCUCUAUCUCCUAAUGGCGUAGUUGAAGUAAACAUAUACAUAAAUUUUAUUUUUAAUAUACUUUAAUUAGUUUUAAAAAUUCAUAAAUCAAAUUCAGCCUGAGAUGAAUAAUUCACUGAUGGUUCACAAUGAUGUCCUAAAACAAAUUACUUUGACUCCCUAAAGUUUUCAAUUUUAAAAUUCGUGUCAGUAGACGAGUAGAAUUGGUGUUUGUAGAUUUGUCUUUUUGUAGAAUUUUAAUGUAGAUCGCAUGUUAAUACGAUUCGGGGGUAAAUCGAACCUAUGUUCGGAAAAGUGUAAAUUAUUGUUAGGAUUAAUUGUAAAAAGUUUUUCUCCUUGCAUAUGUCUCGGUAGAAUUUAAACUAAGGAUUCGAAAUUAUAAUAUAUUUUCGCAUUGGAGAGAUAAAACCACAACUUACCUUAAACUGUAGAAUCAUCAUCCUUAUUUAACUUAGACUUAUUUAACUUUAAAUGCGUCGUUCUGCAGUAUAACAAAUUUCAUAAUAGUUACACUUCCACAUGUUUACGUUACACGUACACACACAUUUCGUAACAAACACAACUCGAAUAGAAAUGAAGUCACUCUACAAUCUGUGUUAAUAGGACCUUGCUAUUAAUUCUUCAAUUCCGUUUUUGUUUAAAUGAGUAUCACAAUCAGCAGACAAAUAAAUAAUCAUGAAAUGAAAUACCGUAAUAGAAGUUACUCUACGUAAAAAGUGUUUAAAAAUGUAUGUAUAAUUUCACUAAUAUAUGUAUUGCACAAUUAAUGUAUAUAAUAAUCUUAAAUCUAAAACUUACAUAAUUGGCCGGAGGUCUCCGAUAAUGUGUACCCAAAAACUAAAUAAAACUUAAUAUAUAAACGAAAUACGCAGACAUUGACCUGUGCCCUCUGAUAUUAUUUUGUUGUUCAUAAUCUCUGUAAAAGAAGCAAAGAUUAUCUUAAUUAGACCGAGAUACUUGUAUUAAAUAAGUGUUGAAAUCAAAAAAAUCCAGUAGCGACUAUAUUAUUAGAUAUACAUAUUAACUUUAAUUAACUUUGUAGGUAAGAAUCGUAUUUAAGGUUAGCAUAGAACAACCAAGAAUUAUCGUAACAAACAAUAUCACAUAUGUCUUCCAUUAAAAUAAGUCUUAGGUAUUUCGAUACGUGCAUAAUGACGUAUUAUUACAAUAGGUGAGUAUCUUGUAAUGUAACCACGAUUUUCGCUCUAAUUGUAAGAUAUCGAGUAGAAUUUUGUUUUAAUAAUUCACUCCUAUAUCGUAUGCGUGUCUAGUUACACACGUGGUUAGUGUAUGAUAAUAUACGUUGGAGCAAUGGCGUCACUGUUAGCUGUAUAUGUUAUUAAACUAUGUCACAGGGCUCAUAUAUUAACGUUACGGCUAAAACAGUCUUAUGUAUUUGCCGAUACUGCUAGAUCUAUAAGUUAACGUCUAUUCAAUAGUCGAUAGUAAUAGUGAUUCAUACAUAUUAUAUAAAUAAUUGCAACGCCAUUGCUUCGACAAUUAAAUAUAUUAAAACGUUUCGAAGUUAAUCGUAUGAUUUUUGUUGUGUUUCCGAAAUCUUUAAUUAAAUCAUGUGGAAUCUUUCUAGUCAAAUAAAAGCUUUUUAGUGUUAGAGGCACACCAAAUGAAAACCGAAAUAGAAUUCACUGUCUUUAUUGUCCUCUGACUUAGGUACAUGUCGGUUUUAGGGCGACUGAUUGAUCCACGUGCAAGUGGAAUUACAAAAUUUCUAAAUAGACAAUAAUUACACCUCUACAGCUUUUAAGUCGCCGUAUUGCGCAUUUUAAGAAGUGUAGGACUUCGGCUGGGCCGUCGGGGACAUAAGGUAUAUAAAUUUGUAGUCGCUAUUACAACAGAACAAACUAUUUAGUUUAUAAUUAAUUUUAUUAUCAAGAAAUGAUGCAGAUUCAUUAUUCAGCUAAAUAAAAGUUAGAACUGAUUGUAUAUUCAUCACCUUUUCUUAAAACUAUAUAUAUCUACACUAGGUUAAAAGUAUUACAUUCAACUCGUUAAUUUCAAGUUUAUAUUGCCAUGUAUUUUUUGAGUUUAAAUUAAAUUGUAUUUUUAUAUAUAUUAUUAUGUUUAUACCAGAAAAUAUAUUUUAUUUACGAUAACAAAAUUAAACAUCUUCCAAGUGUUUGGAAAUUAGUCUGACCUGUAGUGGAUUAUCUGUUUAUUAAUCUUAAAUUAUCUUCAAUAAAAUAUAUAUACUUA
This is a messenger RNA of Pieris napi, 3528 nucleotides long. RefSeq lists its product as uncharacterized. NCBI's taxonomy places the organism in Eukaryota, Metazoa, Arthropoda, Insecta, Lepidoptera, Pieridae. The transcript has 4 exons. The coding region runs from base 16 to 645 and encodes 209 amino acids. The record is from RefSeq and is a predicted model, not a curated record.